AUGUCAACAUCAACGGCUUUGUCUCAACUUCGUUCUCCCAAGGCCGCAGACUGUGACAAGUUGUUGGCUUAUGCUGAUGAUUUGCCUAUAUUUCUCUCUUCCCCUUCCAAACUUGCGCCUCUGCUUUCCCUGCUCUCUGUGUACAGUAAGGCCUCUAAUGCUUGCGUGAAUCUUGGCAAGACCAUUGCUGUUUCUCUCUCUGGGCAUUUUACACCCGAUUGGGGUCCUGUCCUGUCCUCGGCUGAUAUCACCAACCUCUACAACCACAACUCUGCCAAUGCAAUCUGCUCCCUAGCAAGCUCGACCAUCACUGUCUUGUCCUCGCACAAUGUUGCCUGUCUGUCUGUGGUAAGAGUCUGGUCAUUAACUCCCUCUUCCUCAGCACCAUCUGGUACGUUCUGUACGUUAUGUGUGCACUGCCUUCCUUCUUUACCACCAUCUGCAAUUCCAUCCGCACCUACCUUUCCCUUGGGUUUGGUAGCCCUGCGUGGGAUCUUCUCUGUCAGCCAUGACGCAAGGGUAGUUUGGGAAUCCUGGACCCUGAGAGCCAACAAAAGGCCCUACAACUUUGCUGGAUCUUGCCCAUACUUUGGGAUUCACAUGCUUGGGCUCACCCGCUUCUCUCCUGCCACUGCUCUCACUCUUCGGCUGUAUGCCAUCUGGACAUUUCUCCCACCUUUUUCAAUACCUCGCUGGAAUCUCAAAGGCAUCUAUGUCCACCACGCCUUCAGGAUAGACUCCCAAGGUGGCCUCUACUCACCUCAACCAGUGGAUGGCCUUUUCUCCCUUGUUUCCCUAAUUCAAAUCGAUAGUCGCCCUCUCUACAACACUUUGACUGGUUCCCUUCAACAUCACCUCCUCACGUCUCCUUCCUCUCUUCUUCACGCUGUGGAAAACCCUCUGGCAAAGGGUCACUACCACUGA
Messenger RNA from Phycomyces blakesleeanus NRRL 1555(-), 924 nucleotides. RefSeq lists its product as hypothetical. The transcript has 6 exons. Bases 1 to 924 code for a protein of 307 amino acids. The record is from RefSeq and is a predicted model, not a curated record. Lineage: Eukaryota; Fungi; Mucoromycota; Mucoromycetes; Mucorales; Phycomycetaceae.